Messenger RNA from Molossus molossus (Pallas's mastiff bat), 836 nucleotides. It is a transcript of the gene MYL3, whose product is annotated as myosin light chain 3. Bases 47 to 631 code for a protein of 194 amino acids. Gene Ontology annotation, molecular function: calcium ion binding. The transcript has 7 exons. The record is from RefSeq and is a predicted model, not a curated record. Gene Ontology annotation, cellular component: myosin II complex. Lineage: Eukaryota; Metazoa; Chordata; Mammalia; Chiroptera; Molossidae.
UCUCUGCUUUCUUCUCUCCGCAGCCCUCUCUGUGCUUACAGCCCCCAUGGCCCCCAAAAAGCCAGAGCCCAAGAAGGAAGAGGCCAAGGCAGCCCCCAAGGCAGCUCCAGCUCCCGCUGCCCCUGAGCCUGAGCCCCCCAAGGAGAGCGAGUUUGAUGCCUCCAAGAUCAAGAUCGAGUUCACGCCGGAGCAGAUAGAAGAGUUCAAGGAGGCCUUCAUGCUGUUCGACCGCACGCCCAAGUGUGAGAUGAAGAUCACGUACGGACAGUGCGGGGAUGUUCUGCGGGCGCUGGGCCAGAACCCCACGCAGGCCGAGGUGCUCCGUGUCCUGGGGAAGCCAAAGCAGGAAGACCUUAACACUAAGAUGAUGGACUUUGAGACGUUCCUGCCCAUGCUCCAGCACAUCGCCAAGAACAAGGACACUGGCACCUACGAGGACUUCGUGGAGGGGCUGCGGGUCUUCGACAAGGAGGGCAACGGCACGGUCAUGGGCGCCGAGCUCCGCCACGUGCUGGCCACGCUGGGUGAGAGGCUGACAGAAGAUGAGGUGGAGAAGCUGAUGGCUGGGCAGGAGGACUCCAAUGGCUGCAUCAACUAUGAAGCAUUCGUGAAGCACAUCAUGGCCAGCUGAACCUGUCACCCCAGGGAGCCCGGGGAGGCCACGCUGGGGACAGCGCUGGUGUGGAUAUCAGUGGUCUGCAGCUGCAGGAAGGCUCCUGACCAGCUCUCUGCGUGGCUGUUGCCUCCGGUCCCUACCAGGCUGCAUGUUCCUGUGACUGCAUCUCUGUCCCCACCCCGUGGGCCCCACGAAUAAAUGCCUCUUUCCUUCCUUCCUC